AUGUUGAACUAUCCGUUCCCUUCACCUCCUGUCUUCUAUUCCACCUACAAGUUUGAUAUGAACUUGAAUUUGAUCAACAAAGUCUUGUUCCAAACUGUACUCAUUGCCUAUAAAGUUGACGAGAGGCUACAUUUCAUCUGUUUGGGAAUUAUCUUGCCAAUUGCAUUUGUUAUAACUACAAUUAGCUCAUACGUCAUAUUCCGAACUGCAUGUAUGAAACAUGUUCGAAAAAUUGAGACGACAUUGGUGUGCUACGCUCUGAUUGAGAAUAUUUUAAUGCAAAUGUUCUCAACCAUUUUCACUGUAUUUUACUGGACAUUUGGAUAUGCUGAAUUUGAAGAAGGCGAGUGUUUACAGCUCAAAAUCGUCGACCUUAUGAAGGGAUUGGAGUGGUACACUCAGAUCUUCACACACUCGGUCCCAUACUUCCUUUGCAUUUGCUUCAUGUUGUUCGGUUCAUACAAGAUCUACCAGUACCAUAUGAUCCGCCGAGAAGGGGCAGGAAUUCAACUGAGAGAAAAACAAAGAUACGGUGGAGUUGGUUUGACUUUAUUGGUCUCAAUCGUGUUUUUAACAAUUGAUAUGGUCUUUAACCUUUACUGCGACAUAUACGAAAUCCGUCUACACUACACAAAUGAGGGUACUAAUGCUGAGUAUUUCUUUUUUCUGAAAGAUUGCAAAACCGUGAUAACAACCGUACUGUAUGAGAAACUUCCAGAACCAUCAGAAAUGAAAUUGUUGGCAUGGAUGUAUUACAAAUGGUGUCGAUGCUAUUUUGCACUUUGCAUGUUCAGAAAGUUUUUAGACAAAAUGGAAGAUUGUUCGAUAAAACGUAGACAGCGAAAACGUCAGAAUAAGGAAAACAAAGAAUUGAAAAAAGAGAUAAAACAAAAAGCUCGAAAUCAACAAGGAUGUCAAUCUGCGAAAAAGGAAACAAGAAUAGACAUUGAUAUAAAUGAAAAUGUGGAACAUGUUAGUAUUGUGCCUAACAAAUCUCUACCAAUCCGAGAGACUGCUGUGUGA
Molecule: messenger RNA, 1023 nt
Organism: Caenorhabditis remanei
Lineage: Eukaryota; Metazoa; Nematoda; Chromadorea; Rhabditida; Rhabditidae
Exons: 9
Coding region: 1-1023 (340 amino acids)
Source: RefSeq, a predicted model, not a curated record